Hylaeus volcanicus is the source of this 4574-nucleotide messenger RNA. It is a transcript of the gene ry, whose product is annotated as xanthine dehydrogenase. The record is from RefSeq and is a predicted model, not a curated record. Gene Ontology annotation, molecular function: xanthine dehydrogenase activity; molybdopterin cofactor binding; 2 iron, 2 sulfur cluster binding. The coding region runs from base 372 to 4409 and encodes 1345 amino acids. NCBI's taxonomy places the organism in Eukaryota, Metazoa, Arthropoda, Insecta, Hymenoptera, Colletidae. The transcript has 25 exons.
UUCCGUUGCAACUACUCGUCUAUGACACAACUUAAAAAAUGAAUAACAAGUCGAUUUAGAUUGCAAAACCAAUUUUUUUUCUUCAUAAACAUCCGUGUAUGCGUAAUACUUCUAUUAAAAAACGCACUUGAGGAAUAAGAAGUGGUAGGGACAGAUCUUGCAUUCGCUGUUAUUAAGAUUUCUUAACAAUCCUCACAGAUGGAUUGUAUCAUAAUUGAUAAUCCACCAGUCAGUUAUUCGUUGUCAUUCAGACUGGUAACACGCGCGUAUUGUCUGACCGAUUAAAAAUUACUGGGAAAUAGGUUAGUGUAACACGAUAGGUGAGAAAGGCAAUUUUGGAAGAAAUAUUUACCAUUCGAUCUGAACUUACAAUGUCUAAGAAUGUAGGAAACACAGAAGUAUCACAUACGUUAAUCUUUUAUGUUAAUGGAAAAGAGGUAGUUGAUGAUAAUAUCAACCCAGAAUGGACAUUAUUAUGGUACUUGAGGGACAAAUUACACUUGACUGGUACCAAACUGGGUUGUGCAGAAGGGGGAUGUGGAGCUUGUACUGUAAUGAUAUCAAGGGUGGAUCGCAAAACUGGGAUUAUUACUCAUUUAGCAGCGAAUGCGUGUUUAACACCAAUCUGUGCCGUGCAUGGUAUGGCCGUGACCACUGUGGAAGGCAUUGGAAGUGUUAAAACAAAACUUCAUCCAGUUCAGGAACGUAUAGCAAAAGCACACGGCUCACAAUGUGGUUUUUGCACACCUGGCAUAGUGAUGUCCAUGUAUGCGUUGUUGAGAAGCACUCAAAAACCUACUAUGAAGGACCUUGAAAUAGCGUUUCAAGGGAACUUGUGCAGAUGCACAGGGUACCGUCCUAUUAUAGAAGCUUACAAAACUUUCACAGAAGAAUGGGAACAAUUGCAAUUAAUGUCAAACCAGCGGGAAAAUUCUUUGCCAAAUGGAUUCUGUCCAAUGGGAGAAAAUUGUUGCAAAAAAGUGCAAAUAGCAGAACCAUCCGAGGUUUUCAAUCCAAGUGAAUUCAGUCCGUACGACGCCUCGCAAGAAAUUAUAUUUCCUCCUAAUUUGCUGAUUUCUUCAACUCUGGAUGACCAAUAUUUAAUCAUUAAAGGGAAAAAUGUUACUUGGUACAGGCCGAGGACGCUUUCUGAAUUGCUUAGUUUAAAAGAACAAUAUCCACAUGCAAAAAUUGUCAUGGGAAACACAGAGAUGGGAGUUGAAGUGAAGUUCAAACAUUUAUCUUAUCCAGUUCUCAUACACCCUAUUUUGAUUAAAGAAAUGCGAGUUGUUGAGGAAUGUCCAGGAAUGUUAAGUGUGGGUGCUAGUGUUACACUAGUUGAAUUAGAAAAAGCCUUAAGAGAACAGAUGAAUAAAAAAACAGAACACGAAACAAGAAUCUUCAGUGAAAUAGUUAACAUGCUCCAUUGGUUUGCUGGGAAACAAGUCAGAAACGUAGCUGCUGUUGGUGGAAACAUCAUGACAGGAAGUCCAAUAGCAGACCUUAGUCCUAUUUUUAUGGCUGGGGAAAUAAAGUUGAAUCUUAUUAACUCAAAAAGUGAGAAGAGGCUUAUCCCAAUGGAUCAUACUUUCUUUAAGGGUUAUCGACAGAAUAUUGUUUCACCAGAUGAGAUUUUACUUUCAGUUCAAAUACCUUUUUCUAAACAGGAUCAAUACUUUAUUGCUUACAAGCAGGCAAGAAGACGAGACGAUGACAUUACAAUAGUCAAUAUGGCAUUGAAUGUAUUUUUCGAACCCGGGGCUAAUGAUGUUCAAAAAGCGUACUUGGCAUUUGGCGGAAUGGCUCCAACAACUGUUUUAGCCAGGAAAACUUGCGAGACUAUGAUCGGAAGAAAAUGGAAUAAAAUGCUUCUGGAAGAUGUUUACUCUUCACUGUUGAAUGAGCUGCCUCUUCCAGACAGUGUUCCAGGAGGGAUGGUCAAAUAUCGCAAAUCUCUAACAUUAAGUCUCUUCUUUAAAGCAUUUAUGCACAUAGCCGGGAAACGUCAGAUAUUGUUAGAAUCUCCAUUGUCGUUGAAAGAAUUUGAAAGUACGUCAGAUGUAUUCCAUUACAAGGAACCACAAAGUUCUCAAUAUUAUCAAGAGGUUCUACGAGACCAGGAAAAGAUUGAUUUAAUUGGAAGGCCUGUAGUUCACGCCAGUGCUUUCAAACAGGCAACAGGGGAAGCUAUUUACUGCGACGACCUACACAAAUUUUCCGAGGAACUUUAUUUAACUUUGGUUUUGUCAACCAGAGCUCAUGCGAAAAUUGUGAAGAUUGAUGCAAUCAAAGCUCUAUCUCUGGAGGGUGUAGUAGCCUUCUUCAGCGCGAAAGAUGUACCUGAGAAGCAACGUUACCACGGUCCAGUAUUCCACGACGAGGAAUUCUUCGUGUCGGAGGAGGUAACUAGUCAUGGGCAAGUAAUUGGAGCAAUCGUUGCUGUCAAUCAGUUUAUUUCACAAAGAGCAGCCAGGAUGGUUGAAGUAGAAUAUGAAAACUUGGAACCAGUGAUUAUUUCCAUAGAGGAUGCCAUUAAACACCGUUCCUUUUUUAACGAAACUCCGAAACGCAUAAGGAAGGGAGACGCUGAUGAAGCUUUCUCUCGAUCGACUAAUAUACUUGAAGGUGAAGUUCGAUUAGGGGGCCAAGAACAUUUUUACCUUGAAACGCAGGCAGCAUUAGCGAUUCCGCGGGAAGACGAGUUAGAAAUAUUUUGUUCAACCCAACACCCUACAGAAAUUCAGAAACAUGUAGCACACGCUCUGAAUAUUCAUGCCAAUAAAGUUGUAAUAAGAGUGAAAAGAUUAGGUGGAGGUUUUGGAGGAAAGGAAUCGCGUGCUUCUGUACUCGCUCUACCAGUUGCAUUUGCUGCACAUAGAUUAAGAAAGCCAGUUCGCUGUAUGUUAGACAGAGAUGAAGAUAUGAUGACAAGCGGGACAAGGCACCCGUUUUACUUCAAGUAUAAAGUUGGAUUUGAUGGUAUUGGUUUGAUUAAAGUUUUGCAAGUUUUCAUUUACAAUAACGCUGGUUACUCGCGCGAUCUUUCUUUUGCGGUUCUGGAACGUGCUAUGUUCCACGUUGAAAAUGCUUAUAAAAUACCAGUGUGCGAUGUUAAUGGCUUUGUAUGUAAAACUAAUUUACCAUCAAAUACAGCAUUCCGCGGGUUUGGAGGACCACAGGGCAUGUUUGCAGUUGAGACUAUUAUAAGACAUAUAGCGGAAUAUUUAAAUAUAGAGCCUGCUAAGGUUUCAGAAUUAAAUCUAUACAGAGAAGGGGACACGACUCACUAUAAUCAAAAACUUAUUAAUUGUACAAUACGUCGUUGUUGGGAGGAGUGUCUCCUAACUGCUAAUUAUAAUGAACGACUUGCAGAGAUUCAGAAGUAUAACAGAAUAAAUAGGUACAAGAAGAGAGGACUGGCAGUAGUCCCAACGAAAUUUGGUAUUGCUUUCACUGUGCUGUUUUUGAAUCAAUCAGGAGCACUUGUACACGUUUACACUGAUGGUUCUGUCCUACUUAGUCAUGGUGGUGUUGAGAUGGGUCAAGGUUUACAUACAAAAAUGAUACAAGUAGCAAGUAAAGUAUUAAAAAUAAACGCAGAUAAAAUACAUAUAAUGGAGACUGGCACAGACAAAGUUCCGAAUACUUCUCCCACAGCAGCUAGUGCUGGUUCAGAUCUGAAUGGUAUGGCUGUUCUGAAUGCUUGCCAAGAGAUUAUGAAACGACUAAAGCCAGUAAUGGAUAAAAAUCCAACUGGAACAUGGGAAGAGUGGGUGGCAACUGCUUACAACGAGAGAAUCAGUCUUUCAUCUACUGGCUUUUACAAAACUCCUGACAUAGGAUACUCGUUCGAAACUAAUUCUGGAAAUCCGUUUAAUUACUUCACAUAUGGCGUUGCGUGUUCAGAAGUCGAAAUCGAUUGUUUGACUGGUGACCAUUGCGUAGUGCAAACUGACAUUGUGAUGGAUUUAGGUCAGAGUCUUAAUCCCGCGAUUGAUAUAGGCCAAAUUGAGGGUGGUUUCGUCCAGGGAUAUGGUUUAUUUACACUUGAAGAAAUGGUGUAUCUAAGAAAUGGAGUUGUUUUUAGUAGAGGACCAGGUGCAUAUAAAUUGCCAGGAUUUGCAGACAUUCCAGAGGUGUUCAAUGUGACAUUAUUGAAGGGUGCUUCAAAUCCCAGAGCCGUUUAUUCGUCCAAGGCUGUUGGGGAGCCACCACUGUUUCUUGCAUCCUCUGUUUUCUUUGCCAUAAGAGAGGCCAUCAAAUCUGCACGCCAAGAGUAUGGUCUCAAUGGCUAUUUCAGAUUCGACUCACCUGCAACAUCAGCUCGCAUACGACUAGCAUGCGUCGACGACCUCACGUCAAAGAUUAAAGACGCUGAUUUAAGUUGUCAGUGGAACGUUGUUCCAUAGAGUCCAAUACAUUCCAAGAGCCGCGAUCUUUAUUACUACAUGUUAAUAUAUUGUAAAUAAAUGUGUAACGAUUGUUAUUUUAAAUAAUGUAUUAUAUUAAAGUAUGUAUACUAACUAUAUUUUCAUUCAGUCUAAUAAUAAAAAAUAAAUCAUUUUUCCACGAAG